This is a messenger RNA of Homarus americanus (American lobster), 3661 nucleotides long. Its product is annotated as solute carrier family 22 member 1-like. Gene Ontology annotation, biological process: transmembrane transport. The record is from RefSeq and is a predicted model, not a curated record. Bases 651 to 2447 code for a protein of 598 amino acids. Gene Ontology annotation, cellular component: membrane. NCBI's taxonomy places the organism in Eukaryota, Metazoa, Arthropoda, Malacostraca, Decapoda, Nephropidae. The transcript is spliced from 14 exons. Gene Ontology annotation, molecular function: transmembrane transporter activity.
GGCUCAGGGAGUGGUUGGUUGAGAGAAACACCACCAGUUGGCAGCCAGACACUGCUGGGGGUAGACAUGUUACUGUGAUGAUAGAUCAUCAGUGACAGUCCACGCAGCCUAGUCAAGACCGUGUGAACCAUCUCAGACAGUUAGCUAAAGUGAAAAUCCAGACGGACAAGAGGUGACCUAACUGAAGUAUACAGGUAUAAACAUCUCAGAGGUCACUACUCAGUCGAGUGUUCAUACCUAGAGCUGGCGGUCGCCCAUCCCACAAGGGGUCACAGCUCUUGGAACAAUCUGUCAGCAAGUGUUGUGACGGUACCGAGUGUGAGCUGUUUCAAUACCAGACUUGGCCACCAGUGGACUGGAGCAGGUUCAGAUACAUUCAAGAGCCAGUACUUGUCAACAGUUCGUAAAAGAAACGUGAGCCUACGGCCAACGAGCCCGUCAGUGCGAAGAGGAAAAUAUAAAUAAAAAAUAAAAAAUAACGCUAAAGUAUACGAUAUACACAGCAUCAUACAACGGCAUGUUAGUGAAAUACAUUACUGUGGUGCUAUAGAGAAACCAAAUAACUUUUACAUAGAGCAUAAAUAUCAUACAUCGUCAUUUACAAGUAAUCACCAUCACACAUAAAAUAGUUUAGUGAAUCAUACGCCAUCAUGGCAGACGAUAUAGAAAAAGUAAUUGAAAAUAUUGGAUUUGGUCGUUGGCAGCUCAUACACAUACUGGCAGCUGUAUUGGGUCCUUCCGCCCUAGCCCCCGCUCUGAUUGGAUCAACUUUGACCAAUAGUGCUGUGCCUUAUCGCUGUCGCCCCUCCCACACCAAGAACUUGUCUGACCCGCAGUCCUACGACAACGGCUGUUUCUAUACGUCAUAUAACAACGGUUCCAUCUUGGUGGUUGACAUGGUGAAGCGUGAUACUCUCUCAAACGCUUCCUUCAAGAGCAGCAAAAUGGUCGAACAAGAUGUGGUGAUUGAGGUCGAGCCUUGUAUGGAGUGGGAAUAUGACACCUCAGACUUCACCUCCACCGUCACCAGCGAGUGGAGUUUGGUGUGUCGGUGGGCGUGGCUUGUGCCCCUCUACCAGAUGUUGGUGAGCGGGGGUUGUAUGUUGGGCGACGUGGUGGGCGGAGCCAUUAGCGACAGACUGGGUCGCCGCGCUACAACUCGCUGGGGUUCUGUGGUGGUGAUGAUAGUGGUGGUGGUGGUGGGCGUGUCUCCUUACCUCUCAUUGGUGCUCGUGGCCAGGCUGAUUCAGGGUCUCGCUCUCUCUGCCAUCAUCUAUCCCUGUUAUAACUUGGUGAUGGAGAUAACGCCAGCCAGCAAGAGAACGCUGGUGGGACUGCUGCUGUGUGCCCCCUAUAGUGUGGCUGUGAUGAUCUACGCUGCCAUGGGAUACCUGCUGAGAUCUUGGCGUAUCUUGCAUCUGGUGUCUUCUGUGUUUGCUUUCGCUCUCUUACCCGUCAGUAGGUUCUUGGAUGAGUCGCCCAGAUGGUUGAUUCAGCAGGGGCACUUUGAGAAGGCGGCGAAUGUGUUGAAGCAUGCAGCCACCCUCAACCAUACCACCAUACCUUCCUCCUCUGAGCUCUCCUCUCUCAUGGAGAAUAUCUAUAUGGAACACCGUGAACUGGAGGAGUCAGAAGAGGGAGAGGACGGUGUCACCAACCAGUCCUCCCUGAGUAUCUUCUUCAGGACACCAGCCAUGAGGGUUAUAUCCUUAGUCACCCCCAUCAUGUGGUUCCUGAUGGGGGUUAUCUAUCUUGGCAUACCACUCAACGUCAACAACUUCGGCAGCAAUCCUUUCAUCUACUUGUGCCUGACGGGGUUAAUGGAAUUGGCGCCCACAAUCGUCGGGGGAAUCUUCUCCGAUAGGUUCAGCCGAGUGCCUACUAUGUCUGCUGGUUUCAUCACUGCCGGGGUGUCUAGUGCUGCCGUCAUCUUUGUGCCGCAAGACUUGUGGUGGCUGCGAUGGGUACUGGUGAUGGUGGCAAUGGAGAUGAUCAGUACUUGUUUCAUGGUGAGCUUCGUGUGGGCAUCAGAGCUCUACCCGACGGUGGUGAGGUCGCGUGGGUGUUGCUCCUGCUCCCUGGCUGCCCACCUCGGCUACUUCGUCACCCCGUUCAUCACAGAAAUCCUGGCACACUUAGUAUGGUGGCUCCCUAACUGCAUCUUCGGGGUGUGUGGAGUGGUGGCGGGGUUGCUCGUUCACCUCCUGCCAGAGACUAGAGGACUUAAUCUCUGUGAAACUGUGCAGGAUGUUGACGGGAGAGCCUGGCGGAGGAGACAGCAGCGGGGCACGAAUCAGGGGUGGUCUUUGCCAACGAUGCUAAUGUCAUGCAACGGAAGGAAUGGCAAGAUGGAAGAGGGUGGAAAUGGAGAGGAGGCGAUGGAGGUGGUGGCAGCGGAGGAGCAGCAAGAAAGGGAAGAGGAGUGUAGGGAGGCAUCUAGUGUGUGAAAUGACUGGAGAGCUAGAAGGUAUACGUUAAGUAACAGCAAUGUCAAUUAACAGUAGAAGUGUCAUAUAACAUUAGAAGUGUCAAGUAACAGUAGAAGUGUUAUGUAACAGUAAAUAUAUCAAACAACAGUAAACGUGUCAGUCAACAGUAUAAGUGUCAAGUAACAAUAGAUAUGUCAAGUAACAAUAGAUAUGUCAAAUAACAAUAGAUAUGUCAAGUAACAAUAGAUAUGUCAAGUAACAGUAGAAGUGCCAAACAACAGUACAAGUGUCAAGCAACAGUAGAAGUGCCAAGUAACAGUAGAAGCAUUAUGCAACAGUAGGUGUGUCUGUAUGUUAAUCCUGUUCCCUAUAACUGGUGCUAAGUGAACAUGUCUAAGUAAGAUGUGAAAUUGUGAUGUUGUUUUGGGCGAUAGUACUUUUUUUAUUUUGUCUUGUGAUCGACCGUUUAGUCCCAUUCUUAUAUCUUUACGUAUGAGGAAUUUUCACUGUAUAAAUCUUUAAGAAUCUGGACUUGAGAGUCUUGAUACGUAAAUAUUCACACGUUAAAAAUUUUCUCCUCAAUAUCGGAAGAUGGAGGUGGGCGGCUGAGUGGGUGGGAGGCAAAACAGUACUCCAGUUUAGCCUCAGUAUAGUCGUUGUGGUUAUUUGUUACUCAUGUUUGCAUCAAAGCUUAAAAGGUGAACUAUAGAUCUAUAUCAUGAGUUAUUGUUCUUGGUAGAAUAAUUUGACUGGAUUUAAUUAUAUAAAAAAAUCUACUGUACUUUAAAAAAAAAUCCUUGACGGGGUCCAUGAAAUGUCAAACAUAUAUUGUAUAUAUUCAGUUAAGUAUUUUUUAUAUUACAAAGGCAGGGUUUUUUUACAGUUUUCUACUACAAAUUUAUAUGGGAAUUAUUAAAUGACAACGUAUUAAUAAUAACUUAAGUGUUCAGCCGGAUAUUCAUCGUUUAUACAUUUUUUCAGUGAAAUUAUUAUAUUGUAUGUACUGUGGCAGAGAGACGAGCCCUGACAGUACACCACACUUUGGAUAACGCGUUAGUUUUUGCUUUUGUGUUUUUCACCUACCAGGAUUAUUGUCACUGUUCACUAUGUCAAACCACUACAAUAAACAGACAAUUUUUAAUGAAUCAGUAAUAUACAUUCUCUCUGUAAUUUGGUUAAGCUUAUUAUAUACUGUAUAUUGUUCUGAAUGUUUAUAAAUGUGUAUAUAUCUC